Lates calcarifer (barramundi perch) is the source of this 8818-nucleotide messenger RNA. RefSeq lists its product as uncharacterized. Lineage: Eukaryota; Metazoa; Chordata; Actinopteri; Centropomidae. Gene Ontology annotation, molecular function: protein binding. The record is from RefSeq and is a predicted model, not a curated record.
GAAGAGACCAUUCUGGCACAUACACACAUUCAUAACAGACAAGGACAAAGCACAAAGCUCCUUUUCUACACGUACCGCAGAGAGCUGCUGAGUGAUGAAGUUCAUGGGAAAAGUUGAAUGAAGGUAGAAAGUGUGUGUGAGCUGAUGUGGAUGUGAACUGAGCAGCAUGAAUCAGUGUGAGGACAGAGAGGAGGGAGUCCCUCCCUCUAAAACCACUCUGUGUGGGGAACAUGAGAGCCAGACCAAGGCUCAGAGGAUCCAACAGCAGAGACCAGACUCUCCUGAACCCAGCUGUCUGUCUUUCAAGAGCGACUGGUCAAAGGAAUUUGGCAUUGAAUUUAAAAGACAAUGUCCAUCUGCUGCUCAGAUAGUGGACCAGGAGAGCUCAGAGGCUCCCAGUAGUCAGUCUGUCCUACAGCAUCAAACACACCUGGACUCCAUAUUUCAGCUGCUGGAGGAGGACAUUGUCAGUUUUGUGAAGAAGGAGCUGAAGAAGAUCCAGAAGGUUCUGAGUCCAGAUUACCCAGGAUGCUUAGAGAGUCAGAGGGAGGAUGAGGAGGUGUUGGACAGUGAGGAUGAAGAGCAGAGGAGGAGCAGCAGAGAGGCAUUUCUGAAGAUCACACUGAACUUCCUGAGGAGAAUGAAGCAGGAGGAGCUGGCUGACUGUCUGCACAGCAGAACUCCGGCUACAUGCCAGUGCAAACUCAAGUCUAACCUGAAGGAGAAGUUCCAGUGUGUGUUUGAGGGGAUCGCUAAAGCAGGAAACCCAACACUUCUGAAUCAGAUCUACACAGAGCUCUACAUCACAGAGGGAGGGACUGGACAGGUCAAUGAUGAACAUGAGAUCAGACAGAUUGAAACAACAUCCAGGAAACUACACAGACCAGAAACAACCAUCAGACAAGAAGAGCUCUUUAAAGCCUCACCUGGAAGAGAUGAACCAAUCAGAACAGUGAUGACAAAGGGAGUGGCUGGCAUCGGGAAAACAGUCUUAACUCAGAAGUUCACUCUGGACUGGGCUGAAGACAAAGCCAACCAGGACAUACACUUCACAUUUCCAUUCACUUUCAGAGAGCUGAAUGUGCUGAAAGAGAAAAAGUUGAGCUUGGUGGAACUUGUUCAUCACUUCUUUACUGAAACCAAAGAAGCAGGAAUCUGCAGGUUUGAAGAGUUCCAGGUUGUGUUCAUCUUUGACGGUCUGGAUGAGUGUCGACUUCCUCUGGACUUCCACAACACUGAGACCCUGACUGAUGUUACAGAGUCCACCUCAGUGGAUGUGCUGCUGACAAACCUCAUCAGGGGGAAACUGCUUCCCUCUGCUCGCCUCUGGAUAACCACACGACCUGCAGCAGCCAAUCAGAUCCCUCCUGAGUGUGUUGACAUGGUGACAGAGGUCAGAGGGUUCACUGACCCACAGAAGGAGGAGUACUUCAGGAAGAGGUUCAGAGAUGAGGAGCAGGGUAACAGGAUCAUCUCCCACAUCGAGACCUCACGAAGCCUCCACAUCAUGUGCCACAUCCCAGUCUUCUGCUGGAUCACUGCUUCAGUUCUGGAGGAUGUGUUGAAAACCAGAGAAGGAGGAGAGCUGCCCAAGACCCUGACUGAGAUGUACAUCCACUUCCUGGUAGUUCAGAUCAAACUGAAGAACAUCAAGUAUGAUGGAGGAGCUGAGACAGAUCCACACUGGAGUCCAGAGAGCAGGAAGAUGAUUGAGUCUCUGGGGAAACUGGCUUUUGAGCAGCUGCAGAAAGGAAACCUGAUCUUCUAUGAAUCAGACCUGACAGAGUGUGGCAUCGAUAUCAGAGCAGCCUCAGUUUACUCAGGAGUGUUCACACAGAUCUUUAAAGAGGAGAGAGGACUGUACCAGGACAAGGUGUUCUGCUUCGUCCAUCUGAGUGUUCAGGAGUUUCUGGCUGCUCUUCAUGUCCAUCUGACCUUCAUCAACUCUGGACUCAAUCUGCUGUCAGAAGAACAAUCAACCUCCAGGAAGUCUGAAACAAGAAUAGAUGAAUCUGUAGAGACACUCUUCUACCAGAGUGCUGUGGACAAGGCCUUACAGAGUCCAAAUGGACACCUGGACUUGUUCCUUCGCUUCCUCCUGGGUCUUUCACUGCAGACCAAUCAGACUCUCCUACAAGGUCUGGUGACUCAGACAGGAAGUGGCUCACAGACCAAUCAGGAAACAGUCCAGUACAUCAAGAAGAAGAUUGAAGAGACUCCCUCUGCAGAGAAAAGCAUCAACCUGUUCCACUGUCUGAAUGAACUGAAUGAUCGUUCUCUAGUGGAGCAGAUCCAACAGUACCUGAGACCAGGAAGAAUCUUCACAAAUGAGCUGUCUCCUGCUCAGUGGUCAGCUCUGGUCUUCAUCUUACUGUCUUCUGAAAAAGAUCUGGACGUGUUUGACCUGAAGAAAUACUCUGCUUCAGAGGAGGCUCUUCUGAGGCUGCUGCCAGUGGUCAAAGUCUCCAACAAAGCUCUGCUGAGUGGCUGUAACCUCUCAGAGAGAAGCUGUGAAGCUCUGGUCUCAGUUCUCAGCUCUGAGUCCUCUACUCUGAGAGAGCUGGACCUCAGUAACAACAACCUGCAGGAUUCAGGAGUGAGGCUUUUGUCCACUGGACUGAAGAGUCCACACUGUAUGCUGGAAUCUCUCAGGCUGUCAGGCUGUCUGAUCACAGAGGGGGGCUGUGCUUCUCUGGCCUCAGCUCUGAGCUCCAACCCCUCCCAUCUGAGAGAGCUGGACCUGAGCUACAAUCAUCCAGGAGACGCAGGAGCCAGGCCAUUAUAUACUGGUCUGGAGGAUCCACUAUGGAGACUGGACACUCUCAGUUUGGAGCCAGGUGGAGUCCAAUGGUUGAAACCAGGUCUAAGGAAGUAUUCCUGUGAACUCACACUCGACACAAACACAGCACACAGAAACCUUAAACUGUCUGACAACAACAGGAAGGUGACACAUGUGAGAGAGGAUCAGCCAUAUCCUGAUCAUCCAGAUAGAUUCGACCUCCGGUCUCAGUUGCUGUGUAGAAAUGGUCUGACUGGUCGCUGUUACUGGGAGGUCCAGACAGAAGGAGAGGUUGAUAUAUCAGCAACUUACAGAGGAAUCAAAAGGAGAGGAAGCAGUUACGACUGCUGGCUUGGAAGGAAUGAUCAGUCCUGGACUUUAAGCUGCUUUGAAGAUGGUUACUCUGUCUGUCACAAUAAUCAAAUAACAUUUGUCUGUCUCCCCUCUUCUCCCUCCCCUUCGUCUUCCUCCUCCUCCUCUGUCUCUAACAGAGUAGGAGUGUAUGUGGACUGUCCUGCUGGCACUCUGUCCUUCUACAGAGUCUCCUCUGACACACUGAUCCACAUCCACACCUUCAACACCACAUUCACUGAGCCUCUGUAUCCUGGGUUUGGGUUUGUCCCUGACACCUCAUUGUCUCUGUGUGACCUGGGAGAGGAAGUAUUAAUUUGUUCCAGCUGCUGGAGGAGGAACAUUGUUACUUUUGUGAAGAAGGAGCUGAAGAAGAUCCAGAAGGUUCUGAGUCCAGAUUACCCAGAAUGCUUAGAGAGUCAGAGGGAGGAUGAGGAGGUGUUGGACAGUGAGGAUGAAGAGCAGAGGAGGAGCAGCAGAGAGGCAUUUCUGAAGAUCACACUGAACUUCCUGAGGAGAAUGAAGCAGGAGGAGCUGGCUGACUGUCUGCACAGCAGAUACAUUGCUCCACUUUGUCAACAUAAAUUCAAGUCUAACCUGAAGGAGAAGUUCCAGUGUGUGUUUGAGGGGAUCGCUAAAGCAGGAAACCCAACACUUCUGAAUCAGAUCUACACAGAGCUCUACAUCACAGAGGGAGGGACUGGACAGGUCAAUGAUGAACAUGAGAUCAGACAGAUUGAAACAACAUCCAGGAAACUACACAGACCAGAAACAACCAUCAGACAAGAAGAGCUCUUUAAAGCCUCACCUGGAAGAGAUGAACCAAUCAGAACAGUGAUGACAAAGGGAGUGGCUGGCAUCGGGAAAACAGUCUUAACUCAGAAGUUCACUCUGGACUGGGCUGAAGACAAAGCCAACCAGGACAUACACUUCACAUUUCCAUUCACUUUCAGAGAGCUGAAUGUGCUGAAAGAGAAAAAGUUGAGCUUGGUGGAACUUGUUCAUCACUUCUUUACUGAAACCAAAGAAGCAGGAAUCUGCAGGUUUGAAGAGUUCCAGGUUGUGUUCAUCUUUGACGGUCUGGAUGAGUGUCGACUUCCUCUGGACUUCCACAACACUGAGACCCUGACUGAUGUUACAGAGUCCACCUCAGUGGAUGUGCUGCUGACAAACCUCAUCAGGGGGAAACUGCUUCCCUCUGCUCGCCUCUGGAUAACCACACGACCUGCAGCAGCCAAUCAGAUCCCUCCUGAGUGCGUUGACAUGGUGACAGAGGUCAGAGGGUUCACUGACCCACAGAAGGAGGAGUACUUCAGGAAGAGGUUCAGAGAUGAGGAGCAGGGUAACAGGAUCAUCUCCCACAUCGAGACCUCACGAAGCCUCCACAUCAUGUGCCACAUCCCAGUCUUCUGCUGGAUCACUGCUUCAGUUCUGGAGGAUGUGUUGAAAACCAGAGAAGGAGGAGAGCUGCCCAAGACCCUGACUGAGAUGUACAUCCACUUCCUGGUGGUUCAGUCCAAAGUGAAGAACAUCAAGUAUGAUGGAGGAUCUGAGACAGAUCCACACUGGAGUCCAGAGAGCAGGAAGAUGAUUGAGUCUCUGGGGAAACUGGCUUUUGAGCAGCUGCAGAAAGGAAACCUGAUCUUCUAUGAAUCAGACCUGACAGAGUGUGGCAUCGAUAUCAGAGCAGCCUCAGUUUACUCAGGAGUGUUCACACAGAUCUUUAAAGAGGAGAGAGGACUGUACCAGGACAAGGUGUUCUGCUUCGUCCAUCUGAGUGUUCAGGAGUUUCUGGCUGCUCUUUAUGUCCAUCUGACCUUCACCAACUCUGGACUCAAUCUGCUGUCUGAAGAACAAUCAACCUCUGGGAAGUCUGAAACAAGAAAAGACAAUUUUGCUGUAACUCAGUUCUACCAGAGUGCUGUGGACAAGGCCUUACAGAGUCCAAAUGGACACCUGGACUUGUUCCUUCGCUUCCUCCUGGGUCUUUCACUGUGGACCAAUCAGAUUCUCCUACGAGGUCUGCUGACAAAGGGAUUAAAUACUGUGCUGACCUAUCACAAAAUAGUUCAAUACAUCCAGAGAAUGAUCAGUGAGAAUUUCUCUACAGAAAAAACCAUCAACCUGUUCCACUGUCUGAAUGAACUGAAUGAUCGUUCUCUAGUGGAGGAGAUCCAACAGUACCUGAGUUCAGGACGUCUCUCUACAGAUGAACUGUCUCCUGCUGAGUGGUCAGCUCUGGUCUUCAUCUUACUGUCUUCUGAAAAAGAUCUGGACGUGUUUGACCUGAAGAAAUACUCUGCUUCAGAGGAGGCUCUUCUGAGGCUGCUGCCAGUGGUCAAAGCCUCCAACAAAGCUCUGCUGAGUGGCUGUAACCUCUCAGAGAGAAGCUGUGAAGCUCUGGUCUCAGUUCUCAGCUCCCAGUCCUCUAGUCUGAGAGAGCUGGACCUGAGUAAGAACAACCUGCAGGAUUCAGGAGUCAAGCUGCUGUCCAUUGGACUGGAGAGCCCAUACUGUAUGCUGGAAUGUCUCAGACUGAGUGGCUGUAACCUUACAGGGAGGAGCUGUGAAGCUCUGUCCUCAGCUCUUAGCUCCCAGUCCUCUAGACUGAGCAAGUUGGACUUGAGUGACAACAACCUGCUGGAUUCAGGAGUAAAGCUGCUAACAGCUGGACUACAGAGUCAACACUGUACACUGGUGACUCUAGGGCUGUCAGGCUGUCUGAUCACAGAGGAGGGCUGUGCUUCUCUGGCCUCAGCUCUGAGCUCCAACCCCUCCCAUCUGAGAGAGCUGGACCUGAGCUACAAUCAUCCAGGAGAGUCAGGAGUCAAGCUGCUAUCAGCUGGACUUAAAGAUCCACACUGGAGACUGGACUCUCUCAGGAUGGAGCCUCGAGGAGUACAAUGGCUGAGACCAGGUCUGAGGAAGUAUUUCUGUGAACUCACACUUGACACAAACACAGCACACAGAAAAAUCAAACUGUCUGACAACAAUAGGAAGGUGACACAUGUGAGAGAUAAUCAGCCAUAUCCUGAUCAUCCAGACAGAUUUGACCAGUGUCCUCAGCUGCUGUGUACAAAUGCUCUGACUGGUCGCUGCUACUGGGAGGUUGAGAAGAAAGGAGAUGUUCUAGUAGCAGUGACAUACAGAGGAAUCAGCAGGAGAGGAGACAGUGCUGACUGCCGGUUUGGAGAGAAUCAACACUCCUGGAGUCUGUUCUGUUAUGGUGAUCGUGUCUCUGUCUGGCACAAUAACAGACAAACACUCAUCCCUCGCUCCUCCUCCUCUGUCUCUAACAGAGUAGGAGUGUAUGUGGACUGUCCUGCUGGCACUCUGUCCUUCUACAGAGUCUCCUCUGACACACUGAUCCACAUCCACACCUUCAACACCACAUUCACUGAGCCUCUGUAUCCUGGGUUUGGGGUCUGUUCUGGAUCCUCAGUGUCUCUGUGUUUUCCUCCUCCUGUUAGAGAAACAGUGUAUAAAGGUAGAAGGCUGAUGGGAGCAGCAUCUGCCAAGGUGCUGCAGGUUGUUACCAACAUGGAAAGACUGAGUGGCUGUAACCUCUCAGAGAGAAGCUGUGAAGCUCUGUCCUCAGUUGUGAGCUCCCAGUCCUCUACUCUGAGAGAGCUGGACCUCAGUAACAAUGACCUUAAAGAUGCAGGAGUGAAGUUGCUUUCUUCUGGAUUGGAGAGUCCACUAUGUACACUGGAAACUCUCAGGCUGUCAGGCUGUCUGAUCACAGAGGAGGGCUGUGCUUCUCUGGCCUCAGCUCUGAGCUCCAACCCCUCCCAUCUGAGAGAAGCUGGACCUGCUACAAUCAUCCAGGAGACGGGAGUGAAGCUGCUGUCUUCACAGUGGAGACUGGACUCUCUCAGGAUGGAGCCUCGAGGAGUACAAUGGCUGAGACCAGGUCUGAGGAAGUAUUCCUGUGAACUCACACUCGACACAAACACAGCACACAGAAACCUUAAACUGUCUGAGAAAAAUAGGAAGGUGACAUAUGUGAGAGAGGAUCAGCCAUAUCCUGAUCAUCCAGAUAGAUUUGAUUUCUGGUCUCAGCUGCUGUGUAGAAAUGGUCUGACUGGUCGCUGUUACUGGGAGGUUGAGUGGAGAGGAGAGGUUGGUAUAUCGGUGACUUACAGAGGAAUCGAAAGAAGAGGAGACAGUAAUGACUGUGUGUUUGGAAGGAAUGAUCAUUCCUGGAGUCUGAGCUGCUCUGCUGGUGGUUACUCUGCAUGUCACAGUAACAGACUGACCUCUAUCCCCACCACCCCUGUCUCUAACAGAGUAGGAGUGUAUGUGGACUGUCCUGCUGGCACUCUGUCCUUCUACAGAGUCUCCUCUGACACACUGAUCCACAUCCACACCUUCAACACCACAUUCACUGAGCCUCUGUAUCCUGGGUUUAUCAUCUGGUUGUCUGGUUCCUCAGUGUCUCUGUGUUCAAUGAAGCAGAGAUAGUCUCAUUCUGUUAGAGGAACUUUCUCACUGUUGAACAGAGAGUUCAGUCUGUACAUGUUCGUAACUUUCACUCACACACACUGUCAGAUUAAUGUAUUAUAUCAGUUUAUUUUUUAAACUCCUCUAAAUGGUUCCCUGUGAACUUCUUGCUCUUUCAGUUCUUUAAAGACGGAAGUUAUGAUUAUUACAGGUUAAAAAUGUUGUUGACUUGCUAUUAAGUAUUUUCGGUCUCUAUCCAGUUAAAACACUGCAGUGAAUAUCAGGAUUUUGUCUUUCUCUGAAGGUCAGUUCAAGAGAGGCAAUUCAAUUCAUCUCAGUUGCAGAUAUUCAUAUCUGAUAUGAUUUAUUUACUGUAAUAAUGAUGAGGUGAUACUUUAACUUGUCUAAGAUGGUAAAAUAUGUGUAAAUCUUUAUCUUGAAUAAAUAAAUUCAGUGAAAAUGUGAGGGGGGAAAAAAGCCUGUGUGAACGAGUGAAGUGAUCAUGUAGCUCACAGUUAGAAGUAGUUGUACAGGCUGCAGGUUUGAAAGGUCAGUGUCCAGAAGAAACACUUAAAUCCCCUGACAAGUGAAACUUCUGAAUCCUGUAUGUUCCUGCAGGUGUUGCUCAGAGAACUCUAUACCUUGAUUAAAAGAAAGGAAAAGAUGUCGCACAUGUUGAUGAUGCUGAUUAGUAAAACCAGAGCUGGACCUUUCUAUAGAAUAUUAAGAUUUGUGAAUGUUAACAUUAACAUAAAGAAAAAAAAUGUAGAAAAUAUCAAAUGUAGAAAACAAUAAGAUAUAACACUGAGCUUUGGUGCAUGACACUUAGUCCAGUCCUGACAAUAUUAUACAGUUAGCUUUGGCUCAACAAUGUAAAGAUAAGCCUAUAGGCUAUGGUUGCAGCUUUAAACUUAAAUAUGUUUUUAUUCAGAAUUUAUUUAAGCAAGCACCCGUGACAAAGCAUCACCUCCAAGGAGGAACACAUUUUUUAUAAUUAGUGAAUCCAAUUCAUCAGUCUCAGAAGCCUGCCCAAUCCCAUUGAUUUUUAUCCUCUACUCCUAAACAGGCAAAUGACUGGAUCUGAAUAAAAAUGUAUUAACUACUGUCUGCUAACACAGGGUAAAUGCAAUGAGUGAUAAUCAAGCAACAAUGCAAAAUGGAGCAAAUGAACAACAUUAACUAGUAUCUGAGGAAAUGAGCAAUAUGGUGAGGUGGACAGUGGUGGGAGAGAAUAUGUUUAGGCUA